AUGAAUUUGAUAAAGAAAACAAAUAUAGGGCAAGGUGAUAUCAAGCAAGAUGGAACUAAUGUUUCUUGUGUCGAUGAUGAGCAUAGACUCGCAAAAUAUCUUCUAGAUAAUUAUGAUGCUGGUGUCAGACCGGCUAAAAAUUCAACACAACCGUUAGUAGUCAUUUUUGGACUUUCUCUUCAUCAUAUCAUUGAUGUGGACGAAAAGAAUCAAAUUUUAACAACAAAUUGUUGGGUAACUCAGACUUGGACAGAUUAUCAUUUGCAAUGGAAUACAUCAGAAUUUGCAGGAAUACAAGUGAUUCGGGUUCCUUACAAUCGUGUUUGGAGACCUGACAUUAUUCUUUACAAUAAGUUAACCAGUUGUGCGGAUCCUCAAUAUAGCUCAGCGGUUAUAAAUACAAAUGUUAUAAUAAGUCAUACAGGACAAGUUGUAUGGUUGAGUCAUGGAAUUUUUCGAAGUAGCUGUAACAUUGACGUAGAAUUUUUCCCCUUUGACGAACAGAAAUGUCUUUUAAAAUGGGCAUCUUGGACUUACGAUGGUUAUCAGUUAGAAAGCCAAAGUGAACAAGGUGACAUUAGCAAUUAUCAAGCUAAUGGAGAAUUUGAUCUAGUAAAUUUCACAGCUCAACGAAAUAUAGAAUUUUAUUCCUGUUGUCCAGAACCAUAUCCAGAUAUUACAUAUGCAAUACGUUUAAGACGUCGACCUAUGUUUUAUGUAUUCAAUCUCAUCUUACCAUGUAUAUUGAUAAAUGGAAUCGCUCUUUUAGUAUUUUAUGUCCCCUCCGAAUCAGGUGAAAAAGUGACCUUAGGAAUUUCAGCAUUAUUAUCGAUGACAGUUUUCCUUAUGACUAUUAGAGAAACGCUUCCACCUACUGAAAAAACACCUUUAAUAAGUCUUUACUAUGGUGUUAGCAUUUGCUUAGUAUCCUUUGCAAGUGGAUUAGCUGUUGUAACAUUGAAUUUCCACCAUCGUGGUUUGCGUGGUUCAAAAGUAUCACCACUGGUUAAAUCAUUAGUUCUUGAAAAAUUAGCUAGAUUAGUUUUUCUUAAAUUUUCUGAGAAUCAAAAUAAUACGCAUUUGAACGAAUAUGAAGAUUCAACAGAUAUAACGUUAGAACAAAAUACAUGUCCUCUGCAUUACCCAACGCUUGGUCAACGAUCAACGAAAUUAAAUACUAGAUGUGAAAGCCACGAUAGCAGUACUAGUUUAGAUUCAACAAGAGAAGAAAAUGUUGAAGAGUAUUGGUCAAAAAUUUUACGUAAAGUUCACUCAACAAUUGAAAAAAAUGAACGGCGACUAAGUGAUCAAGAUCAACGAGAACAAACAGAACUGGAGUGGAAACAAAUAGCUCUCGUUAGCGAUCGUGUAUUGCUGUGUAUUUUUUUUUUGACGACUGCUAUUAGUACAGCAGUUAUACUUUCUGGUUCACCACCAACUGAGGAGACGAUAAAAGGUUGA
Messenger RNA from Cotesia congregata, 1461 nucleotides. The record is from the annotation of a GenBank genome assembly. Lineage: Eukaryota; Metazoa; Arthropoda; Insecta; Hymenoptera; Braconidae.